Messenger RNA from Linum trigynum, 3226 nucleotides. The record is from the annotation of a GenBank genome assembly. NCBI's taxonomy places the organism in Eukaryota, Viridiplantae, Streptophyta, Magnoliopsida, Malpighiales, Linaceae.
GUGCAUUUGAUGCUUUCUUCUGAGAAUGAUCUUCUCGUAUUGAAUUGUAGCUUGGUAAACAAUUCAGAUUUUUCUGAGAACGAGUGAAGUCCAGAUUUUUCUAUUCUACCACAUUUCCUCUUAACUGUGUCUGUUCAUUAGUUUGGUAAUUUGAAUAACUAUUUCUGGAUCAUCGCAGCACGAGUGAAGUCCAGAUUUUUCUUUUAGACGAGUUCUGCAGCUGAAGCUUGCAUUUUUGUAGAGUGUUUCAUAUGCGUCUGCAGACGAGAUUGAUCGUGCGAAAUACAGUUUUUGUUUUUUUUUCUCUGCAUUACUGGUUUAUUGGAUUACGGGUAUCAAUGAUAUCGUAUCAUCUGUUAAACUGAUGCUUAAAUACCUUGGCUGAUUCAUUCCUUUUGGAAUGUUUGGGCGUAAUGAUGGGAUACAUUGUCUGUGAAGUAGUCCUUAAGUAUUUUAGUUACGAGAGAUAGGUUUCGAUGUAGUUAAUUUUCAGUUAGUUACUUGAUUUCCUCAAUUUUCUAUUUGUUGUUAGAGUUGGAGUAGUGGUGGGUUUAGCUAUGUCUGUAAUGAGAAGGGAUUUGUAACCCCAUAUCUUUAUUGAGUUAUUCCAUAGGUUUAGCGACGAUGUUGUUCGGCCACAUUCCAUUUCCUAGACUUGGGGGUAGGGUUUGGUAAAGAAAGGUAACAAACAAAUUAAACAGAAGUGUGGUUUUGUUCUCACGCUGACAGGACCCUUGUGGUGGUAUUGUAGAAAGAACGUAAAAUAGUUGGUUUAGCCGAAACUCUGAUUGAGAUUUAUCAUGCUGCCAGCCCAUUAUUAUUAUUAUCAUCUACCCACAGGGCAGAGUUUAGUUUUAUUCCAAUCACACUGAUGCCUAAAUUGCGUUUCACUAAUGUUACUCGUGUGGAAAUUGCAAUGAGUCUCUGUGUCAUUGCUGGCCGAAAUUGCUUAGAGAAUGUUUUUGCUUCCAGAGUAUUUGAUGGUAGCAAAUCAAAAAAACAGAUGAGCUAUUUUAACGUAUUCUGAAUUGAUGCUCUAAUGCUUUUGCCGACUGAUAUAUGGGUCAAUUGCUGACUGAGUUUCUGUAGAGAUUGUAUUUGCUUAGUAGUAUUGAUGGUUCUGCUUGUGUUAUUGUUCUCGCGCGAAGGAAGGAACAACCCACAAACAACGCGGGUGGGUGCCGACUGACGAGCCGAACAACACCAGGGGAGCCCAGACUUUGCUCCCAAGUCCAUCCCCUUCCUCUUCGGCAUCGUGAUUAUCUCAGAUGAAUACGUCGCAGUAUAUGGACAAGCAGAUUAUGGAUUUGACCUCAUCUCCCCAACCCCAGGGCUUAUCAUCAUCCCCCACCCACCACUCCACCGGCGGCGGUAAGGACUUCAUCGAUCUGAUGAAUCACCAUUCGCGGGACGACGAACACGAUCAGCACGCCAAUUACGCUGGGAACGGUACCAAGAAGGAGGAUGUCAUGGUUCCCAGCUACGAUUUCCAUCCUAUUCGCCCCGUUGCUGGAGGAUUGGGAGGAGGAGGAGGAGAUUCCACUGCUGGUGCUAGGGCUUGGAGUUCAGUCGACGGCAAGUCCAGUUCCGUCAAUUUCGCCAUGGCCGAUUCUCCAGUCCGGCACUAUGGCUCGCUUGACUCGAUGGAACCAUCCAAAGACGUCUUGGACAAGGAACAAACCGUUUCUGAUUCAGCGAUACUAUCUGAGAUCGACAGAACUAUGAAGAGACACACAGAUAACAUGCUGAUCAUUUUAGAAGGUGUAAGUUCCAGACUCGUCCAGUUGGAGAGCAGAACUCGCAACCUCGAGAGUUCUGUUGACGAUUUGAAGGUUUCUGUGGGGAACAAUCACGGAAGCACUGAUGGGAAGAUGAGACAGCUGGAGAAUAUCCUCCGGGAGGUACAAACUGGAGUACGGGAUGUGAAGGAUAAGCAAGAACUACUUGAGUCACAGCUUCACCUUCAAAAACUUCACGUCUCUAAUGUGAACCAGCAUCAACAAGAGCCACAAAACACCGACCAGGCUGCAACUGCUGUGCAGCAACAAGCACCAUCUGCCUCUGCCCCUGCCCCACCGCAAUCCCAUCAUCAACAUGCGCCUCCUCAAUUAGCAAGCUUCCCACAAUCACUCCCUUCUGUGCCCGGUCCACCUCCUCCAACCGUCCCUCUCCCUCAGCCGCAAAGUCUGCCCCCUGUCACUCCACUUCCAAACCAAUUCACACCCCCUCCUUCAGUCCCUCAACGAGAUCCAUACUACGUGCCUGCUGGCCAUGCUCACGAACCACCUCCGAACCCACAGUACCAGGUGCCCCCACCACAGCAACCAUCUCCUGUUGCCGCUGCUCCACCUCCUCAUCAACUAUAUCAGUCAGCUCUGCCACAAUACCCGCAGCAACAACCCCAGAUGCCACAGCAACCUCAACAGCCAGCUGGCCACCACUCUGACGAGGCCUCUUAUCUCGCCUCUCAAAGCUAUCCACCACGACAAGCUCCAUCUCAGCUACUUGGUGGUGGUCCCUUCCCACCCCAGCAGUACUACGGUAUUCCUCCCUCUACUGGGUACAAUCCUCCUCAAUCCGGAUCCAUGGAAAUGUACCCUUACAGUGGAGGCGGCAUCACGAUGGUGAAACCACAACAACUCCAAUCUGUCUCUAUGCCUCCUCAUGGUGGAGGUGGGACUGGGUAUCCUCAACUUCCGACUGCCCGUGUGCUGCCACAGGGGUUGCCCUCCAGGUCAGUGGCUGGUGGGGCUGGAUCUGGUUCAGGCUCUGGAAACACGGUUCCGAUUGAUGACGUGAUUGACAAGGUGUCGACAAUGGGGUUCCCGAGGGAUCAUGUUCGUGAAGCGGUUAGGAAACUCACGGAGAACGGGCAGUCGGUCGACUUGAACAUCGUCCUGGAUAAGCUGAUGAACGACUCAGAUUUCCAGCCGCCUAGAGGGUGGUUCGGCCGGUAGCUUGCCUAAUUGGCUCUUUGAUUUGCAUGUAUAGAACUAUUCUCUGUUUCCUGCCAGAAAAGUGCAACAGCGAUUUGGUUUGUCUUCCAGUUUUGUCCUGAUAGUCGAUCUUAAUCCUUUGUUUGAGACUUGAGAGUGUUCUCAUCCAUGUUUGUCUUGUCUAUAUCUUCGAGCAACUGAUGUUUCAUUUGUUCAUAAAAUUCAUCACAUACGUUCUUCUCCGACCGUGGUUUAACCAUAGUAUCGUUAAAUACAGCUUAUCGAUUUAG